Messenger RNA from Pistacia vera, 903 nucleotides. RefSeq lists its product as uncharacterized. The record is from RefSeq and is a predicted model, not a curated record. Lineage: Eukaryota; Viridiplantae; Streptophyta; Magnoliopsida; Sapindales; Anacardiaceae. The transcript has a single exon. The coding region runs from base 1 to 903 and encodes 300 amino acids.
AUGGGAAGUAACUCUGAUGAUGUUGACAGUUUUAAGAAAUCCUUGUUCCAACAAUUUGACAUGAUAGAUUUGGGAAAGCUUCAGUUCUUUCUAGGAAUUGAAGUUUUAAGGACAUAUGAAGGCAUACUAAUUGUUCAGAAGAAGUUUGCUCUAGAUCUUCUUGCAAAGUUUGGUUUUCUGGAUGCAAAAUCAGUGGCAACUCCAUUAGAAGUCAACCACAAAUUGUCACAAGAAGGAGCGCACAUUGAUGAUCUGCAACUAUAUCGAGAGAUUGUUGGUAGUCUUGUUUAUUUAACAAUCACUUGUCCUGAUUUGGCCUAUUCAUUAGGCAUUGUAAGUCAAUUCAUGCAAAGUCCAAGGGAGCCACAUCUAGAUGCAGUCAAGCGGAUUCUGAAAUAUUUGAAAGGAACAAUUGAUGAAGGAGUUUUUUACAAUCAGGGUAUACCGAUCAAGCUAUCAGGAUACUGUUAUGCAGAUUGGGCAGGAGACCUAUCUACUCGUAGAUCAAUUUCUGGAUUUUGUUUUAAUCUUGGCUCUGGAAGUGUCUCAUGGGCAAGCAAGAAACAACCAACUGUUGCACUGUCUUCAACCGAAGCGGAAUAUAGGGCUGCUAUGUUAGCUACUUGCGAGAGUAUUUGGUUGACUCACCUAAUUAAAGAUUUGGGAGAAAAGGUUGAUUACAAAGUUCCUAUCAAAAGUGACAGCAUCAGUUCUAUAAUGUUAGCAUCUAAUCCAACAUUUCACGCUCGUACGAAACACAUUGAGGUUCACUAUCACUUCAUUUGUGAGAAGAUUAUUAGCAAAGAGAUUGAUUUGCUCUACAUUUCAACAAAGGAUGAAGUUGCUGACAUUUUCACCAAAGCUUUAUGUUCAGAUCAGUUCAACGGAUUCAAGAAAGCUUAG